Messenger RNA from Arabidopsis arenosa, 1323 nucleotides. Lineage: Eukaryota; Viridiplantae; Streptophyta; Magnoliopsida; Brassicales; Brassicaceae. The record is from the annotation of a GenBank genome assembly.
AAUUGUUGAUCAGAGAAGAAACAAUGAAACAUAAUGGGAAAGAUCAAAAUCUUUCAUUGAACUAAACAAACAGUCUAUCUAACCUGAACAAUGUCUUUAAAUACAAACAACUAAACCAAUUGUCAAAUCAAUAACCAAUAACCAAACAGUUUGAUACCAAAGAUAAACCAGUGGAUAUAACAUAACUUCUAAAUUUCAUUUUCAUAUCACCUCACUUAAGAGUUUAAUCGACAAGAUUAGACAUGUCGAGUGGCUCGAGGUUCUGACUUAAACCAAUAAGAUUCAUUGCAUUUGAGAUCAUUAAUUAAUUUCACACACCAAGAAAAACCGGACCGGGAUGAAAAUUUGAUUAAACCGAUAUUGGUACUACAAAAAGCUUCUCCUUUUAAUGGAGACUGAGACAGUGGAAGAGUCACUCACUCACUCAUCAAAAAUGGCGGAAAAUGUUGGAAGCGACUCGAGCGAAUUCGAAAGCAUCACUUCUUCUCAGAAAUCUUACCUCAAAAACUGUCCUUUCGCCGGUCACGAACCUCUUCCGACGAAAUCGACGGAUUCCGACAACACUGAGGUUCUCGGUAACAAGAUUUCUCCGGCGGUUGUUAAAACUCCGGUUCUUGCGUUCUCUUCUCCGACUAGCCUCGAUUCCAUCAACGAUGAAGUCUUUCGUACUCCUCCUGAGAACGCUUCUCUCUCCUCUGCCGCUGAAUCGGAACCCAGAGUUAGGGUUUCGGAGAUUAAGCUCCGAGGAGGUUCGAAUUUGACAACUCCGUCUUCUCAGGCCAAAACAAUGCCUGUUUCUGCUUCACCGUCGAUAAAUGUUAGGAUAACGCCUGUUUCUGCUUCACCGUCGGAAAAAGUUAGGGUUUUUGAGACGAAAUGUCCUUCUGAUUCCGUUCCUUUGUCUUCUCCGCCGUCUGUUGCUGCCGACGAUGUUAGGGUUCCGGCUAAGCAUCUUGAUUCUGAUUCUUCUCCUCCUACUGCAAUCGGAAGAACCAUGGGUUUGGUAAAACAACUUGUUUCUACUUCCGUGAGUCUCGAUUCUGCUUCUUCGUCUGCAAGUGAAGGAAUCAAGAUCUCUAAAACUGAAGAUUCUGGUGGAGUUUUGCCAUUUAAAGAGAUCAUCGAAGCACUUCUUCGUAACAGUGGAGAGAAUCACAAAGAAAGAGAUGAUAAAGUUAGCUAUGUUGAGAUUCUCAAACAAUGUGGUUUGAAAUUCCCUAAAUGAUUACUGAUUUAGUAAGUAUUCUUUGCUUUUGUCUCUUUCUCUGUUUUUAGCUUGUUCUUGUUGUUUCUGUUUCGGGAUUACGCAUUCAGAUCUUUCCU